AGAUGAGUCUUCCUGAUUCCAAGGCCAGUGCUUUAGAUCUACUGCACCCCCUAGCUGCUCUGAUGACUUUAAAGCACGAUAUAAAUGAGCCAAUAAUAAGGCUAAAUAUUUUUGUGUGAUACAUAACUGUCCUCUAAUUUUAUUUUAAGAAAAACAAAUCCAGAUGUAUAUUUCCAAUAAAUUCAUUUCAGAUGUGAGUAGCGGGUCUUCAUACCUGAGCUGUAAAGAAUUUAGAGCAAAAUUGCUACUUUAAUGCAUGUUUUAAAAAAUUCAAACAUUUAAUACUUUCCGUGGCCAUUUAAAACUUAAAAACAAAAACAAAAACCCAAAACCCAUAUCUAUGUAAAGAAAGGGUAGAGGAGAUUAUACUUUGUAAAUAAGUCCACAGAGUGUAGUGUAAGCUGAGGAAGUAGUGGAAUGUUAGCCUCCCAUCCCAUUGGUUGAGAUUAUUUAUCCAAAUGUUGGGAUUUUGCAUAAAAGAAAGGAGCUAUUGAAGCUGGUCUGUAUUUGAUGGUGAGAGGUACUAGCAAUGACAAUGGAAAGGAUCAUGAAGGGAAUAUUUUUUCUCUUUCUUUUGAGUCUUCUAACUACUUGUGUUGUGCAUGGAAUUUUUAUGGACAAACUUGCUACCAAGAAGCUCUGUGCUGAUGAAGAGUGUGUCUAUACGAUUUCCCUUGCUAAAGCUCAAGAUGAUUAUAAUGCCCCUGACUGUAGGUUCAUUAACAUUAAAAAGGGGCAGCAGAUCUAUGUUUAUUCAAAACUAGUGAAGGAAAAUGAAGCUGGAGAAUUUUGGGCUGGAAGUGUAUAUGGUGAGCAUUAUGAGGAAGAAAUGGGAAUUGUAGGAUAUUUUCCCAGCAAUUUGGUCAAAGAGCAACAUGUCUACCAAGAGGCAACCAAAGAAAUUCCUACAACGGAUAUUGACUUCUUCUGUGAAUAGGAAUUUACAGAUAUUGAAAUUUCUGAUGAAAACCUUGGAUAUUUAAAAUACAUCCAUAGCCUCCUCAAACUAAUCCAAAUCCCCACA
Phascolarctos cinereus (koala) is the source of this 1024-nucleotide messenger RNA. RefSeq names its product otoraplin (gene OTOR). Lineage: Eukaryota; Metazoa; Chordata; Mammalia; Diprotodontia; Phascolarctidae. The record is from RefSeq and is a predicted model, not a curated record. Gene Ontology annotation, molecular function: protein binding. Gene Ontology annotation, biological process: cartilage condensation.